Molecule: messenger RNA, 662 nt
Organism: Corythoichthys intestinalis (scribbled pipefish)
Lineage: Eukaryota; Metazoa; Chordata; Actinopteri; Syngnathiformes; Syngnathidae
Product: major intrinsically disordered NOTCH2-binding receptor 1-like
Exons: 3
Coding region: 49-573 (174 amino acids)
Source: RefSeq, a predicted model, not a curated record
GUUGUCAGAGGGUAAAGCUAACAGUCGGAAUGAAAGCACAGGGCCAUCAUGGUAACUCCCGUUCUACCAAAUAACAAUCACCCCCAGAGGUUUCUCAAGCUGGACGUAAAGAUGCUGCCGGUCUCCAACAGAAUGGAUCAGAAUGUCUUGGAGCAGAGAACGAACAUUAAAAGUUCACCUACCUAUCCAGAAGACACACUGGCGUUUGUGGACCGAUACCUUGAGAAGCAUGUCACUCCUGGUCAUCUGCAGUCCAACAUUAAAACAAACCCUCUGUAUAGUAUGAGAGAUACAGCGGACAACAAGUACACACCUUCCUGGACGAUCAAGGAAUAUACAACGCAAACAAGCCAUGGCCAAAUUGCUGACUUUUUACAGGAUAAAGAGAAGACACCCAAAGAGUUGGACUUUUGGCUGGAAGAUCCGUACACACCGGGAUUUGAUGCAUUAUUAAAGAAAAAGGAAGCUGAACAGCGACGGAAAAGACUACACAAACUACUUUGUGUCAUAGGUUUGUCUAUCAGUGUAGUUAUUGUUGUCGUCAUUGUACCGGUUGUGGUACUAAAGAACUAAGCCUGACUGUUUUUUUGUUUUUUUUUUAAAUGACAUUUUUAAGAUACUAAAAGUUUAUCACACUAGAAGGAACAUUUAAAAAAAUGCUU